AUGCAGACCGGGACGGCCUAUGGCAGCACGUCUCAGAGACCAAGAACAGAUCACGCUGGGCCACAGAAUGCUCCGGCGCCUCCGGUGUAUUCGCCUUACCGUUCGCCGACAACAGACAAUUCCAGGGUGCAGAGCACUUAUUUGGUGCCUGCGCAGGCCCGUCCUGGGCCUCCUACGAACUACUGGAGUUCGAGGGUACAGAGGACGUACACGGAUCCCACAUAUACGCCUCCUCUGCCUUCGACAACCGCCCGUGCAACGGUACCCGCACAUGGGGAUGCAGCUCCACCUGCACUAUUGUCGCACACUGUUCCUCAAGUGACGUUCCAUGAUCUCGAAGAAGUCCUCCAAAUCCGCAUACCAGAGAGCGUGUCUGUAGGUGGAGGAGGCAACCGGCGAGAUUUCAACGCGACGCAGCGAGCACCUGCGGAGAGAGCGUACGGCCGCAUGCGAAAAGCACAGGCAGAGAGACAGCGCGCGCGGAGCCGUGGAGACAGACCGGAAGUGACGCGGCUCAAAGCUUUGGUAGAAGAAGAAAAGGCGACGGCGGAGAGGCUGAACAUGGCUGCAGCCGAGUGCAUUUUCAAGGGUGAAUAUGAUCUACCUAUGUCAUCAGCACGAGCGUGUUCUAAUUCGUUGUUAUUUCAUCUUUGCUGUGAUGGGGGCAGAAUGCAACAAGGUGCGUACGAUGCGGGAGCUGGUAGCCUGAGUAUGUUAUGCGACUGA
This is a messenger RNA of Heterobasidion irregulare TC 32-1, 726 nucleotides long. RefSeq lists its product as uncharacterized. The coding region runs from base 1 to 726 and encodes 241 amino acids. The record is from RefSeq and is a predicted model, not a curated record. The transcript has a single exon. NCBI's taxonomy places the organism in Eukaryota, Fungi, Basidiomycota, Agaricomycetes, Russulales, Bondarzewiaceae.